UAUAUAUGUGUGUAUAUAUGGUUUACGAUUGUUGAAGCCACACCAGAUUUAUCCUCUGUUCAGGAUAUACAAUGUCUCACAAAAUAUCCGCCAAAUCGGCGUAUAGCACAGCCGCAAAGUUGCCGUCGGCCAUGGCGAGGCAGGCGUUGCAGCGUCAACCUUUAUCUAUGAAAAGCCGAGGCUUUUCAGUCAAAGACCUGGCUUCCCGUUUGCCACGUAACCAUCCCAUCCCCUGCCUUUUAUUCCUCUCUCUUUUAUUCUUCAUGGGCGUCGAGUACACGCUGCCAAUGGUUCCUUCUUCUUCUCCGCCGCUCGACAUCGGUUUCCUUCUCACUCAGAGUUUCCAUGCCUUCCUCGCCGCAAGGCCUGAGCUCAAUUCCUUUCUCGCAGCUCUCAACACGGUUUUUGUGGGCAUGCAAGUGGUUUAUAUUCUCUGGGCUCUGUUGGUGGAGGGAAGGCCUCGGCCGACGGUGGCGGCGCUCUUCAUGUUUACUUUCAGAGGUGUUGUGGGUUACGCAACACAGCUUCCUCUUCCCCCGGGAUUUCUUGGCUCCGGAGUGGAUUUUCCGGUAGGAAACGUAUCAUUUUUCCUCUUCUUCUCCGGCCAUGUGGGCGGUGCGGUGAUUGCAUCGCUGGAUAUGAGGCGGAUAAGGCGGCGAAGGCUGGCAAUAGCGUUCGACGUUCUCAACAGUCUUCAAGCGCUCAGGCUGCUGGCCACUAGAGGGCAUUAUACUAUAGAUCUGGCGGCCGGGAUCGCCGCUGGCUUCAUCUCCGACGUCCUAUCAGGAAUGUAUGAGAGCCGAGUUAAUAAGUUUUCGGCGCCUUCUGAUUCUAAAAUUUAUCCUCCAUGCUGCAAGUGCAGAUGUAAGUGAUGGAUUGGAAGAACUUCGGCGAGAUUUGUUGUUUUGUUUUGAGCUAUGUUUACUUUGAUUUGGGAGGCAAAUAAUCACUCAUCUGGCCCUGUAAUCCCAUUGAAUGAAUAUUAAUUAUUAUUAUUUUAUUUAUUUUGUAUGCAUCA
Messenger RNA from Phalaenopsis equestris, 1018 nucleotides. RefSeq names its product phosphatidylcholine:diacylglycerol cholinephosphotransferase 1-like. Gene Ontology annotation, molecular function: diacylglycerol cholinephosphotransferase activity. The coding region runs from base 72 to 872 and encodes 266 amino acids. The transcript has 4 exons. NCBI's taxonomy places the organism in Eukaryota, Viridiplantae, Streptophyta, Magnoliopsida, Asparagales, Orchidaceae. The record is from RefSeq and is a predicted model, not a curated record.